GACAUGCUUCUCAGUCCCAAAUGCUAAGCAAGGUUAGGUGAAGAUAGCAACCUUAAGCACCAUCAAAACCUUCCUUUUACAGAAUAACCUGACGUGGGAUCUUGCAGUGUUUUUUUCAACAUUGUCAUUGAUCAGGGUGGUGAAUUUAAUUGACAAAUGAAAAAGAACUAAAAGUACUAGUUGAAGAGGAGGGACUCCAAGCAGUGUUGUUGUUGUUUCUACUUUUUGUUUUUGGCGUUGCCUUGUGUUUUGGAACAAAAUGUUGCUGCAGAUAUCGCCGAGUUUGAGGCAUGUCACCGUGCUUCCGGGAAAAGGGUUGAAGGAGUUUAUCAAAGUGAAGGUUGCAUCAAGGAAGCUUUCUUAUCGGAUGCUCUUUUAUUCACUCUUGUUCUUCACUUUCCUUCUUAGGUUUGUGUUUGUUUUGACAGCAGUGGAUAACAUUGAUGGAGCAAACAAGUGCUCUUCCAUAGGUUGUCUGGGAAAAAAAUUGAGGCCAAAGAUUUUGGGAAGAAGUCUUGAAUCAAAUGUUCCAGAAGUGAUAUACGGAAUAUUAGAUCAACCCCUUGGCAAAGAGGAAUUAGAGGGAAGGUCUGAUAUUCCCCAGACAUUAGAAGAGUUCAUGACCCAAUUGAAGGAAGGUGGAUAUGAUGCCAAGACAUUUGCAAUUAAACUAAGAGAAAUGGUAACGCUUAUGGAACAAAGAACCAGAGAAGCCAUAGUUCAAGAAUAUUUAUAUCGCCAUGUCGCCUCAAGUGGCAUACCGAAACAGCUUCACUGCCUUGCCUUAAGGCUGGCCAACGAGCACACCAACAACGCAGCCGCGCGCCUUCAACUACCCUCUGCAGAACUUGUCCCUGCCUUGGUUGACAACAACUAUUUUCACUUUGUCCUGGCCUCAGACAACGUUCUUGCAGCCUCUGUGGUUGCAACAUCGCUUGUUCGCAGCAGUUUGCGACCUCAGAGGGUUGUUCUGCACAUAAUUACAGAUAGAAAGACAUACUAUCCCAUGCAGGCUUGGUUCUCCUUGCACCCUUUGUCACCUGCCAUAAUUGAGGUCAAGGCAUUGCACCACUUUGAUUGGUUUACAAAGGGAAAAGUGCCUGUGCUGGAAGCAAUGGAAAAGGAUCAAAAUGUUCGAUCACAGUUUAGAGGGGGAUCAUCAGCUAUUGUAGCAAAUACUACUGAGAAGCCAAAAGUAAUUGCUGCAAAGCUGCAAGCACUUAGUCCUAAGUAUAACUCAGUAAUGAAUCACAUUCGGAUACAUCUUCCAGAGUUGUUCUCAAGUCUUAACAAGGUGGUCUUCCUUGAUGAUGACAUUGUGGUGCAAACUGAUCUUUCACCUCUGUGGGACAUUGACUUGAAUGGAAAAGUCAAUGGAGCAGUAAAAACUUGCAGUGGAGAAGAUAAGUUUGUGAUGUCAAAGAGGUUGAAAAGCUAUUUGAACUUCUCCCACCCUUUAAUAUCCCAAAAUUUUGAUCCCAAUGAAUGUGCUUGGGCUUAUGGUAUGAACAUUUUUGACCUUGAUGCUUGGAGGAAGACCAAUAUAAGCUCUACAUACCAUUACUGGGUAGAGCAGAAUAUAAAAUCAGACCUCAGUUUGUGGCAGCUAGGAACAUUACCCCCCGGAUUAAUAGCAUUCCAUGGUCAUGUCCACACUAUUGAUCCUUUCUGGCACAUGUUGGGAUUGGGAUAUCAGGAAAAUACAAGUUUUGCUGAUGCUGAGACUGCUGGUGUAAUCCAUUUCAAUGGCAGGGCAAAACCAUGGCUAGAAAUAGCUUUUCCCCAUCUAAGGCCAUUGUGGACCAAGUACAUUGACUUUUCAGAUUACUUCAUAAAGAGCUGUCACAUUAGGGCAUUGUAAUUUUGAUCAUGAGAAGAUGUAGUCUUUUUUAUGAGUGGAAGGAAUGGUAUUUGCAUAGAGGAAGAUGAAAAUUGAGAGGACUUCUUCAAAAGCAUAUAUACCCACCCACCACUACAAGUGACAAGACAACAAUGAUAUGACUACUUUGCAAGAUGCACCUUCGUUUUGAUUUUCCAUUGUUAACACUUGGGUUGAAAUUCUUUUUUCUCUUCAAUUAUAAGCAUGAGUAUUUGUAGAUCAUAUUCAUAUAUAUAUAUAUAAAAGAAAAUGUAGUUCUUUUGGAAAAC
Molecule: messenger RNA, 2148 nt
Organism: Glycine soja
Lineage: Eukaryota; Viridiplantae; Streptophyta; Magnoliopsida; Fabales; Fabaceae
Product: probable galacturonosyltransferase 12
Exons: 6
Coding region: 260-1861 (533 amino acids)
Molecular function (GO): polygalacturonate 4-alpha-galacturonosyltransferase activity
Source: RefSeq, a predicted model, not a curated record